Molecule: messenger RNA, 2471 nt
Organism: Acomys russatus (golden spiny mouse)
Lineage: Eukaryota; Metazoa; Chordata; Mammalia; Rodentia; Muridae
Gene: Hoxd9
Product: homeobox D9
Exons: 2
Coding region: 852-1865 (337 amino acids)
Biological process (GO): regulation of transcription by RNA polymerase II; proximal/distal pattern formation; DNA-templated transcription
Cellular component (GO): nucleus
Molecular function (GO): DNA-binding transcription factor activity, RNA polymerase II-specific; RNA polymerase II cis-regulatory region sequence-specific DNA binding
Source: RefSeq, a predicted model, not a curated record
CCCAGAUCACUCCUUGGACCUGGGGUGUGUGCCUAGCCUCACGUCGAGGGUAUACGUGUGGCUGCACGGGGAGUGUGUGAAUGUGGUAGAAGGAGGGGCCCUCCUAGCUGCUCCAUCCGUCCGUUUUAUUAGGGACACAUUAAUCUAUAAUCAAAUACACCUCAUAAAAUUUUUAUUGAAAGGCAUAAUAUCAUUACAGAGGUCUUCCACCUGUUUUAAACAACACGACAAGCUGUGAGAGAGCGUGUGUGGGUAUGUGUGGGGAGGGGUGGGUUUAGGUAAGAAAAGAGGCAAGGGAAGAACAACUCCCCUUGGGCGCCAGGGGGCCCGCCCUAAAAGGCCCGCCUGCCUGAGGCCGCACUGGGCCGGGAGCCUCCAACUACUCCCGGCUUUGGAUAAACGCCUAUGUCUGUGCCCUGGAAGCCCGACCCGCGGCUCAGAGCCCAGGAGUCCAAGAGCCAGAGCCCGGGAGGAGAUGGCAGGACCCAGAGCCGCAAGAAGAGAUGAACAAAUAGUCCCCAGCGCCUCCUGCGGCCGCAGUUAGGCCUGUGGUCUCGGCUGCCACCCGGGCGGGCUAAGCCGGGCUUGGCCGGGCUGGCUGGCUCGUGGACCUGGGCCCGACAGCUCUAAUUGCAACGCUCCUGAUGAUGAUGAUUUUUUUUUUUUUAAAUCACAGCAGCCCCCAGUUUAGCGGACUGAUUUACUCCGGGUAUUGGUAAAUAUGAUCACGUGGGCCGCGCGACCAAUGGUGGUGGCUGCAGCCUGCGAACUAGUCGGCGGCUUGGGCGCCGGCGAGGAGCGGCUCGGCGGCGGGCAGUGUAACCUUGGGUGGGAGCGCGCGGCGCCUCAACAUGUCGUCCAGUGGCACCCUCAGCAACUACUACGUGGACUCGCUAAUAGGCCAUGAGGGCGACGAGGUGUUCGCCGCCCGCUUUGGGCCACCAGGGCCAGGGACCCAGGGCCGGCCCACAGGUGUGGCCGAUGGCCCUGCCACCGCCGCCGAGUUCGCCUCGUGUAGUUUUGCCCCCAAAUCGUCCGUGUUCUCCGCCUCGUGGUCCGCGGUGGCCGCCCAGCCCCCAGCGGCGGCGACGAUGAGCGGCCUGUACCACCCGUACGUGUCCCCGCCGCCCCUGGCCUCCGCCGAGCCUGGCCGCUACGUGCGCUCCUGGAUGGAGCCGCUGCCGGGCUUCCCUGGCGGCACGGGUGGUGGCGGUGGCAGUGGUGGCGGCGGUGGCGGAGGCCCGGGUCCCGUUUCCAGCCCCGGCGGCCCAGCCAACGGGCGCCACUACGGGAUUAAGCCUGAAACCGGAGCGGCCCCGGCUCCCGCCGCAGCCUCCACCUCCUCCUCCACCUCCUCGUCCUCCUCCUCCAAACGGACUGAGUGCUCCGUGGCCCGAGAGUCCCAGGGGAGCAGCGGCCCAGAAUUCCCGUGCAACUCGUUCCUGCGGGACAAGGCGGCGGCAGCGGCGGGAGGGAAUGGGCCCGGGGUGGGAAUCGGGACUGGGCCAGGGGCGGGAGGCUCGUCCGAGCCCUCAGCUUGCAGCGAUCACCCGAGCCCGGGUUGCCCGCUGAAGGAGGAGGAGAAGCAGCAGCCGCAGCCGCCGCAGCAGCAACUUGACCCAAACAACCCCGCAGCGAACUGGAUCCAUGCUCGCUCAACCCGGAAAAAGCGCUGUCCCUACACCAAAUACCAGACGCUAGAGCUGGAGAAAGAAUUCCUUUUCAACAUGUACCUCACCCGGGACCGGCGCUACGAGGUUGCUAGGAUUCUGAACCUUACAGAGAGACAAGUCAAAAUCUGGUUCCAGAACCGUAGAAUGAAAAUGAAAAAGAUGACCAAGGAGAAAUGUCCCAAAGGAGACUGACCCAGUGCGGUCCUGGCCGGCAGCGCUCAAAGGCGGCGUGUUUUGUUUUUGUUUUCGUUCUUUGUGGGUGCUUGAUUCAGAAACUCUGCAGCGACUUGGACCUUUCUUCUUCUUCUUCUUCUUCUUCUUCUUCUUCUUCUUCUUCUUCUUCUUCUUUUAGGUAGAAGUGACUGUGUGGUUGGUCUCUGUGAGUUGUUUGGGGGACACUGUAUUUGCUCGCAUAUGUACUGGAGAAACCAAGUGGUUUUGGAUUUUUGUCUUAUCCCAUCCCCCACCCCCAUUUUCCUACUCCGUUGUUUCCUUGGGAAGUGCUAUAUUUUGUGAGUGCACGCAGGCUUGAUGAAGCCCUCUCCUGUGUAAAUGCCCCUCAUGUCUCUGAAAAGUGCUGUAGUUUAGUCUAACCCCAUCCAGCCUCCCAACAGGGCCAACUAUCCAAUUCCGAGACUCUGAAAGCCGAGGGAAACGGUGGGACACCCCCAACCCACCCCAUGCUCUCCCGUACCAAACUCAACCCAGCUGCUCACCGCAGGAAAUCCCCUGUCUUCGGGGAGCCCACGGGCUGAUUUCCAGAGAGGCCUACUAAGAAGUCCUGGGCCCUGGGGCGCG